This is a messenger RNA of Olea europaea var. sylvestris, 2325 nucleotides long. RefSeq names its product RING-H2 finger protein ATL58-like. Lineage: Eukaryota; Viridiplantae; Streptophyta; Magnoliopsida; Lamiales; Oleaceae. The transcript has 3 exons. The coding region runs from base 381 to 827 and encodes 148 amino acids. The record is from RefSeq and is a predicted model, not a curated record.
CGGUGAGUGGUGUGCUGAACGAUCAGAGUACGGAUGCAUUUCAUGACUUGUAUAGAUCUUAUAUCUCAAAAUUAAAAUCCAGAUUAUUAUUUUUUUUAAUUCUGAAAAAUAGCUUCUUGAAUUACAGUUUUCAUUCACUUCUUUUCUACCUGCAUAAUUUCAGGUUUUUUUUUUUUUUUGGCAUCCCAAGAACCCCUCUAAUCAAGCAUGAAAUCUAGUUUCGAUUUGUUCUCAUCUGGGCAUUCAACAAUCUAUAAGUAAAGUUAACUCUAAAGUGUUCUAAAUCUAUUUUCCUUGAAUAAAUGUGAUUUUUCUUGUUAUUGACAAGUGGGAUUUGAAGAAAGGGAAGCAUUUUUUCUUUUUUCUUUUUUCUGUUGGUGAUGUAUCGUAAUGUUAAAAACAGCAUUCAAGGGCAAGAAACAACAGCUGGAAUUCAAAAUGGUACUACCAGUAAUGGUGGUAAUAAUUGUUGCACAAAAGCAGCAGCUGAGUUAAAACUCUACCAAGCUUUCAUAUUUUCAGUUCCAAUUUUCUUUACAUUCAUUCUUCUUCUCCUGUUUUACUUGUUCUAUCUUCGCCGGAGGAGGGUUGACUGGUCUUCUUUAAGAAUGAGGACAAGUAAUUCCUUAUCAUCCUUUCAAAGUACUUCUGAAAUCUCCAGGUGUGAAAUGGGGUUGAAGAAGGAGGUGAGAGAGAUGCUACCCAUAAUUAUAUUCAAGGAGAGCUUUUCUGUCAAAGAGACACAAGGAAAGGUUAUUGCUUUUUCCUUUUUUUGGAGGAUGGAGCUUAAGACAGCAAUACAGCCCAACCUAAAGGAUGUAAGGUAGGAAGUUCGAACGUGAUAUCUACGUUGGAAGAUGAUGUAGAGUAUUGCUACCGCUUUGUCCAAAAGCUAAGCAGAAUCAAGCCCAAGAAUUCACUCCAAACCAAGUCCGUCGGGGCCCACUCUCGUUUUCAAGCAUGCUCUUGCAUUAUCCACCCUGUCUAUGAGAAUGCUCUAGCACAAUUCAAAUACGAGACCUCUAGUUCUGAUACCAACUGUUAGAGGGUAUUGCCACCACUUUGUCUAAAAAAUAUAGUUCAUAACACCACUACAAUCAACGAAUCUAAAAUAUAUUUGAGUUUGCGUAAAUUUUGCUUUGAUAAUUUAGUAUUCUUCGGAAUCAACUAAUCUAUGGAUGGUGUUCGUAUGCAAAUCAAGGAGUCUUGAUUGUCAAUUCUCGGUAUUCUACGUGAAUCAACAUGUUAUGAUUGUGUUCUUUGAUUGUUUCUCAGUAUUGAAUUUGAAUCGAUGAGUUUCGAUCUUCAUUCAUUAAUAUUAACGCUUGCGUCUAUGUUAGAAGAUAAAUGUAUUUGACAUUCUCUAAAGUGAGUAAAAAUAGCAAUUUGGAAGAUCAACUAAUUUAUAUAAGCUAUUAAGUAAGAGACCAAUGCUUAGCAAUAAUUAACUUUCGAGAUAGGAGAUACGGCAGAAGAUAAUAAGGGAGGAUAGACUUUGUCUUACUGUAAGAAAACUUUACUGGAUUAAGCCAUCAUAAAAUCACAUAAUAUGGUCAUAAAGCACUCCAGUUUUUUCUUACACGAAAGUUAAUUGGAUUAUUUAUUUAUUUAUUUUGGUUUGGUGGGGGGGUGGAGGAAUCAAAGGAUUCACCCCUGUCCCCGCUAAUUGAAUUUAAAAACAUGUCAACCACUACUCUUCAAUUAAGUUUCAUUUCUUGACAUACUUUGAGUCUACGACAAAUGAAGGGGGUGAUUUUUGACUUCCGUUUUCAUGAGAAGCAGAUUGUGAUGAUUUUCAUGGUCUUCUGUUUUCAUGAGAAGCAAACUGUGAUGAUUAUUGUGGUUAAGAAAUGUGUUCAAUACAAUUUUCCUGCAGCAAUUGUGUGGAACUGGUUUAUCAUGAGGCUAUAAGAACUUGGAAUUUAAAUCAAUUUAGUCAGCAGGGAAGUUACUUGUUGCUUAUUACUAUCUCAACCUUCUAUUACAAUCACAAUGUCAUGAAAUGCUAGUACAUUUGAUUUGCUUCUAGCAAUUCCAUGCAUGAGAAAGGAAAUAGCGUAAAUAUGGACUAUCUUGAACUGCUAUACAGUUUAAAUUGUGGGAUUUUCUUUUCAUUGAAACUGUUAUGGACUUCUUAUUUUUUUGGUUUGACAUGUUUGGUUUUGGCCUGCUGUAACCCUCUCUUUUAUGCAGACUCAUUUAUUUUCACAAAUAUGUCAUUUAAGUUCAUGAAUUUUGCCAUGUCAAUGACAUUCAGUGUCGCUUUUGUUUUUUUAUUUUCCUAGGACUGAAUUUAGAGAACUGUUCGCGAAAUUAUUUCCUUCG